AUGCCUAAAUCAAAGGAACUUGUUUCUUCAAGCUCAUCGGGCAGUGAUUCUGAUAGUGAAGUCGACAAGAAGUUAAAGAGAAAAAAGCAAGUUGCUCCAGAAAAGCCUGUAAAGAAGCAGAAGACUGGUGAAACCUCCGGAGCCCUGUCCUCCUCCAAGCAGAGCAGCAGCAGCAGGGAUGAUAACAUGUUCCAGAUUGGAAAAAUGAGAUACGUUAGUGUGCGAGACUUUAAAGGGAAAGUCUUGAUUGAUAUUAGAGAAUAUUGGAUGGAUCAAGAAGGUGAAAUGAAACCAGGAAGAAAAGGUAUUUCUCUAAACCCCGAGCAGUGGAGCCAGCUGAAAGAACAGAUUUCCGACAUUGAUGAUGCAGUAAGGAAACUGUAAAAUCAGAGCCACAGAAAACCUGUACUGUUCUAGUCGUUUUAAUCUGUCUUUUUACAUUGGCUUUUAUUUUCUAACUGUUGUUUUCCAAGCUGUUGUAUAUUUGGAUUGCAGAACAAUUUGUAAGAUGAAUACUUUUUUCCUUUUUUUUUUUUUUAAAUGUGCAUUAUUAAAAAUGUUCUGAGUGAAGCUAAUUGUCAGCUUUAUUGUGGGGGAUUGCUUUAUGCCCACCACCUAAUGUAAAAUAAAAUCAAGUAAUACAAUCU
Messenger RNA from Elephantulus edwardii (Cape elephant shrew), 647 nucleotides. RefSeq names its product SUB1 homolog (S. cerevisiae) (gene SUB1). The transcript has 4 exons. The coding region runs from base 1 to 384 and encodes 127 amino acids. Gene Ontology annotation, cellular component: nucleus; transcription regulator complex. Gene Ontology annotation, biological process: positive regulation of transcription initiation by RNA polymerase II. The record is from RefSeq and is a predicted model, not a curated record. Lineage: Eukaryota; Metazoa; Chordata; Mammalia; Macroscelidea; Macroscelididae. Gene Ontology annotation, molecular function: DNA binding; transcription coactivator activity.